AUGUCAUCAUCAAUGGCCUUUGCUCGCUUCAUUGCUUUACCACUUGUGUGCUCAUUGCUUCUUAAUGACAUUUGGCUGUGCUCCUUGAUGGAUCCUUUGUGCCCGAGAUGGGAAAUUCAGGACUCCUUUGCAGGUGGCAUAAGUACAUGCGAUUUCCUCGAUGACCCGGUCAACACUCAACAUUUGAUGCAACUAAGCCCGGAGAGAUACCGUGUCAUCUGGUGUGGAAAGCAUGUGCAUCGCAGAAGUUGCUUGCCGGCCGAUCUCUAUGCACGCAUCAACAAAGAAAUCACCCACAUUCGUAUUCAACGUAUGCGCUCUGUUUCCAUUGACGAAGUGAUGGCCGUUGCUAAGGCUGGUGCUAUUGGAUUCUUGAUGGACCUUACAAGGAAGGAUGACAAGCUGAUUGGGAGGAACCGAGCAUACAACCGCAAAGCAAGAAAGAUGAUUGAAGGAUCCUCUGAAAACGUGUACACACCAACAGCAUCCAUCCAAACCAAUGGCGUUCGACCUUCUCAAGGUUACAUCAGCUGGACAAAAGGUGCAAAGGAAGACAAUAACGUGAAGCUUGAAGAAGCGCGUUCGUAUGUCAUGAAGAACGAUGUCAAGAACAUUAAGACUCUCAUUGCUGUCGACUUGGGAAAAGUUUGUCCAGCUGCAUCAUUUUCCUAUACAACAAAGCAGCGACCGAGAUGGUAUUCAGUAGUGUUUCAUUGUUACCCCACUUCCAUUGUUGUCAUUGUGGUAUUUGGUUCCUUUAUUAAGCUACCUCCCGAUAUGGAUAUGCAAAGUUGGAUUGGGUUGACAAGGUGA
Molecule: messenger RNA, 813 nt
Organism: Lichtheimia ornata
Lineage: Eukaryota; Fungi; Mucoromycota; Mucoromycetes; Mucorales; Lichtheimiaceae
Exons: 7
Coding region: 1-813 (270 amino acids)
Source: RefSeq, a predicted model, not a curated record